Lynx canadensis (Canada lynx) is the source of this 3952-nucleotide messenger RNA. It is a transcript of the gene LSG1, whose product is annotated as large 60S subunit nuclear export GTPase 1. The transcript is spliced from 14 exons. Gene Ontology annotation, cellular component: cytosol. Gene Ontology annotation, molecular function: GTP binding; GTPase activity. The record is from RefSeq and is a predicted model, not a curated record. The coding region runs from base 39 to 2018 and encodes 659 amino acids. Gene Ontology annotation, biological process: ribosomal subunit export from nucleus. Lineage: Eukaryota; Metazoa; Chordata; Mammalia; Carnivora; Felidae.
UGCCGGGCGGAGAGGCCUGGCGCGAGUGCUGUGUAGCCAUGGGCCGCAGAAGAGCGCCCGAUGCCGGGACUCUCGGCCGGGCCCUUAUCCGCCAGAAGACUCAGCGGAGCCGUAACCACCGUCACGCCGAUUCCUGGUUGCACACAAGUGAGCUCAAUGAUGGCUACGAUUGGGGUCGUCUUAAUCUUCAGUCAGUAACUGAACAGAGUUCCCUCGAUGACUUCCUUGCAACUGCAGAACUUGCAGGGACAGAGUUCGUAGCUGAGAAGCUGAAUAUUAAGUUUGUGCAUCCAGAGGCUAGAACUGGACUGCUAUCUUUUGAGGAGAGCCAGAGAAUUAAGAAACUCCAUGAAAAAAACAAACAAUUCCUGAGUGUACCACGGAGACCAAAGUGGGACAAAAACACUAGUCCUGAAGAACUCAAACAGGCAGAGAAAGAUAACUUUCUAGACUGGAGACGUCAGCUUGUCCGGCUAGAAGAGGAACAAAAGUUACUAUUGACUCCAUUUGAAAGAAAUUUGGACUUUUGGCGCCAGCUGUGGAGGGUGAUUGAGAGAAGUGAUAUCGUGGUCCAAAUAGUAGAUGCUCGAAACCCACUCCUGUUUAGAUGUGAAGACUUGGAAUGUUACGUGAAAGAAAUAGAUGACAGUAAGGAAAAUGUCAUUCUGAUAAAUAAGGCAGACUUGCUGACUGCUGAGCAGCGGAGUGCCUGGGCCACAUACUUUGAAAAAGAAAAUGUGAAGAUUAUCUUCUGGUCGGCUUUGGCUGAAGCCAUUCAACUGAUUGGUGACUCUGAGGAACAUGUGAACGAGGGUGCUGGAGAAGCCAAUACAACCGAGUCUGAAAACUCCAGUUGUGAUGAGGCUGAAAAUCCUCACAGUGAGACCGAACAGCUCCUGGACGGAGGAUCCCCGCCACUUGGUGAAGUUGCCAGUAGCGAUGAAGACAACAGUGAGUACGAGGACUGUCAGGAGGAGGAGGAGGAAGUUUGGCAGACGUGUUCGGAAGAGGACAGCAACCCUGACGAAGAGCCCUGUGGCUGGGACAGGAAGGAAAGCUGUACUGUGGAUUCUGAGGCUCAGGGCAGGAACACCCUGGAGAAGAGGCACACACGCAAUUUCAGCCACCUGGUAUCAAGGCAGGAGUUAUUGGAGAUCUUUAAGCAGCUACACACCGGGAAGAAAGUGAAAGACGGACAGCUUACCAUUGGACUGGUGGGCUACCCGAAUGUUGGUAAGAGUUCCACAAUCAACACCAUCAUGGGCAACAAGAAAGUGUCUGUGUCUGCCACACCUGGUCACACCAAGCAUUUUCAGACUCUCUAUGUGGAACCUGGCCUCUGCUUAUGUGACUGCCCGGGCCUGGUGAUGCCAUCCUUCGUCUCUACCAAGGCAGAAAUGACUUGCAAUGGAAUCCUCCCUAUUGACCAAAUGAGAGACCACGUUCCCCCUGUGUCACUAGUUUGCCAGAAUAUUCCGAGAUAUGUUUUAGAAGCUACCUAUGGCAUUAAUAUCAUAAAGCCUAGAGAGGAUGAAGAUCCCCAUCGACCUCCGACAUCAGAAGAACUGUUGACAGCUUAUGGAUAUAUGCGAGGAUUCAUGACUGCGCACGGGCAGCCAGACCAGCCUCGGUCUGCUCGCUAUAUCCUGAAGGACUACGUCAGUGGUAAACUUCUGUACUGUCAUCCUCCUCCUGGAAGAGACCCUGUGACCUUUCAGCAUCAACACCAGCGACUCCUAGAGAACAAAACGAAUGGUGGUGAACUAAAAAUACAUCCAGGAGGAAAUAAAAAAGCAAAACAGAUUGAAAAUGUAGUUGACAAAAGUUUUUUCCAUCAAGAAAAUGUGAGAGCUUUGACCAAAGGAGUCCAGGCUGUGAUGGGCUACAAGCCAGGGAGUGGCCUGGUGACUACAGCUGCUGUGAGCUCUGAGGGCAGGGCUGGGAAGGCCUGGAAAAAACAUGGCAACAGAAAUAAAAAAGAGAAAACUCGUAGACUCUAUAAGCACCUGGAUACGUGAACUUGGGCUGCAGUGGAAAUGGCGUCUGCGUUGUGCACCUGGAGAAGAAACAGAAGCUGCUCUUGGCCGUGAUGCUGUGAAAUGGACCCUGCUUCUUGUGGCACGCAGCCACACCAGACAGCCAGUAUCAAGACGCAGGGGCUCCGUGGAGCACCGAGUCUAACACAGUCAUCUUGGAGCCCCAGAAACUUUGUCCUGUAGAAGGCUGAAUUUGAGAUGAGGGAAUGAAUGACUGAAUGUGUAAACAAAUACACAUGCAUACUAAUUUGUAAAUUGGGUUAAAAAAAAAAAAUACUAAAAUUAAAUGGUCACUAACAGACGUUUUAUUGGUUUAUGUAGAUACACUGCCAUUUGGACAUUUUGCAUUCUUUAAACAGUUGUAAUUUGCCAAAGCAUGACUGGGAUUUUAGAUGGAUUCUUUUGAGAACAUUAUAUAGGUUACUGAUUCUCAACCUCACAUGCAUACCCAGCAGUCCCCUGGUAUUGCAGAAGGCACAUCAGGUCUUGGAAUGAGGGGGCUAGCAGAUGUAGUUUUUAAAAGCCUCAGAGAGCCCAACCUUCUGUAGCUUUAAAAGCCUCAGAGAGCCCAGUCUUCUAUUGAAGAUCCCUGUCAACAUGAGCCACUACUAUAGAAGGUAGUGUGUGUUUUUCUAAAGCUCACCACAGGCAUGAGGAAAUGGGCAGAUAAUCAGCUAGUUUUUGUUUUAGGUAUAGAUGCCUGAUCUCCUUAGUACUUAGGGACCAUCAAGAGUGAGACAAGGACAGUUUACCUUUUAUAGUACCAUUCCUGUUUUAGCCUCUCACUUUACUUUUGUCUCCCUUUUUCUAUGAGCCUCAUUAUUCCCUUAACUCAGAUCCUUUCCUUGUGUUGUGUGAUAGACGUUUUUGGAAAUCUAACGGACAUUAUGGAUGCCUUCUCCAGAAAAAUGCACAUGCCCAUGAACAGUCUUGUGAAAUGUAUCAGAAGAUGACAGACCCGCGGUUCGUCCACAGCUUUGCAGUUAAGCCUUGCCCGAUGUGGCCAGAGUAUAUUUAAGAUAUAUUUGAAAAUGUGUUCCACCUGGGGAAUAAAAAAAUAUAUACUUGUUUAUUUAACAGAUAGCACCUUCUGUGUGGCAGGAAAGGCACUGGAAACCGGGGACAGCAGGAGUAGGGCCCUGAUGCAGGAAGUUAGCAAGAGCCAUCACAUGGCCUUAGAGCCCAUGAGGGGAUUCUGGAGGUUUGCUCAAAAGCGGUGGGUAAGCCAACGAAUAGUUUAUAAACAGGUAAGGAAUUAGUGUUCUAGUUCUUCAUUUGAAUAUCGGGUGAAAGGUUAUUCCAGAUCAAGCCUGAGGCAGAGCUAGAGAGGUUCCGCAGUUGUGUUCAUCCAUCUGCAACAAUAUACUUCUAGUUCUUCCCUUUGAUCUGAGGAAAGGGACAGUCUGAAAAGCCCAUGGAAGAAGAGGAACAUGCAUCAGCAUGUUAAAGCCUACUUUGUUCCAUUCACUGAAGAACAGGCACGGUUGUCUGGGAGAAACUUCCAUGCUGAAUGGACAGAGCAUGUACUGAUUUUGAAUAAGUUUUGCUUUAAUGAUAGUGUAAUAGCUAAAACAUGAGACUUCUUAGAAAAAGUAAUUACAUACGCUUCACGUUCCUGAUUACUUUUGUAACAGUUUUAUUGAGAUAUUCACAUACCAUGCAAGUUCACCAGUUUUAAAGGAUACAAUUCAGCGGUUCUUAGCAUAUUCAGAGUUAUAUAACCAUCACCACAACCAGUUCUACAUUACUGCCACAAAAAACCCAGGACCCUUUAGCCAGUGGCCCCCAAUCCUCCCAAUCCCCCCCCCCAGCCGUAAGCAAACCCUCAUCUACUUUAUAUAUGGUUUUGCCUAUUCUAUAUGUUCAUAAUAAAGGAAUCAUAAGCCAUGUGACCUUUCGUGACUGGCUUUCACUUA